ACCGCGGAGGCUCGUUAUAGCAAUUGUGAAUGUGGAGCUUCCGGUCCUCCAGUUCGAUACUGAGCGUGAUGAGGUCCGGGCUGCGCUCCGUGAUUUUCCAUCGUUGCGCGUCGAGGUGCUUGCUCACGUAGAAGCAUGCGCGAGUCUUGGCGUUCGAGGGGUAGGCGA
Cercospora beticola is the source of this 168-nucleotide messenger RNA. Lineage: Eukaryota; Fungi; Ascomycota; Dothideomycetes; Mycosphaerellales; Mycosphaerellaceae. The record is from RefSeq and is a predicted model, not a curated record.